GACAUGGUCGAGGCAAUCGUGUUGCACCGACUUGUCGAAAAGGGCCAAACUUGGUUAUUCGGGCGUAGUAACAACGUUUACCAGCUUUACCGAGAGGCACACAUGCCGAGUUUCGAAAACCAGAACAUUGCCGUUCCCCCGGACUUGUUGAAAAUGCAACUAAGGGCCAAGAGGCCGAUCGGAUGCUUUACGACAUCGAAGAGUAAGCGGAUUCCAGAAACCAGAGUCGGAAGACGUGAUUGGAGGACCAAUGACUUUGGGGCUAUUGCCGCCGUUGUGACUUGUGCUGAACUUCUGAUGUGGUGGUCACGCUACAGCUUGAACCGAACAGUCCGUCUCAUCGAGCUCAAUUCCAUGUAUUGCGCCAAAGUGGGAUUCGAGCAACAACAGCAAUGUUGAUGACUGAGAUCCGUCAUGUCAGACUGAGAGCAUUGGGCCCAAGCAAUAUGAAAGAUGUACCAGGUGUUGUUAGAUAAGAGAGAGUUCGAGAAUUGGUAGACGUGGGUUCCAUGCCACCCGCUUCCCUAGCUUAUGGCCCAUAUAAGCAGUUCGAGGGCUAUCCAAGUAAACACGAAGAGAGCCAGAGGGGCCGAACAGAUUCACUGUGAUUUCGCUGCAAAUGUUGUGAAGUCCGCGGCCUCUCUCACUGUGAACCCACUUCGCCCACUGCGGACACGGGCCUGGAGCUUGGGCCGUGCCUUCUUUGUGAUCCAAUCAGAUACCAGGAUGCCGCACGCAAUGUAAACAAACGAGCCCCUCCAACAAAAUCCCCGUCGCGCUCUACGUACCCGAGCCCCAUCCAUACUUGCCUGACAUCAUCCAUCAACCUUUCCUCCUUCUAACCAGGGCCUCGCUGGAUCGGCCUUGUUCGUUUUGCUUCGCAUUCUAUUCUGAUUUCCAGGACUUUUAACAUACGAAACCGAAGUCACGCAAGACCGGCCACCAAGAUGUCGCCACCCCGCCGCCGUUCGGCCCGGUUGGCCAGCGCGAGCACGCCCAAGCCGAAGCCCAAGUAUACUCUGGCCUCCGUUGCCGAACGCGAUGACACUCCUCCCUCUAGCAAGGUUGCCGAAAGUCUGAAUGCCCUCGCCGUUCCGAAUCACGAUCCUGCCACGCCUUCCUCGUCCUCGAACUUGAAGGCGCCAUUGUCUGAAAUGCACCCGAGCAAGGUUCACCCUACCGUUGCACCUCCCUCGGCUACCUGGCUUGGCUUCAGAGACAUGAAGCCCUCCGACAUGAAUGCCGACCCUCAGGCGACGCCGUCCAAGACUACGGGCGUGCCCGAGUCGCCCUUCACCUUCCGCGUUGCACAGCCUGCUAGCGACACGGGCCUGAGUAGCGAUGCCCAGCAGAUGAUGAACGAGCUGCGCGAGGAAGCGGCCAGAAUCAAGACCGAGCUGCUUGCCAAGCGUGAGUUGGAGAGACAAGAUGAAGAAAUCAACGGACGCAGAAUUGCCACGGCCAGGGGCAAGUCGGGUCGCUUCAGCGGCGCCCACAUGGCCGAGUUCAAGAAGAUGGACUCCAUCGAAGGCCAUCCCUCAUCCUUCCGAGCCCAGCCUGGCCGAGUCACCCCACUCAAGAGUUCUUUGAAGCGCUCUCAGUCCAAGGCCAACCUCGACGACACACCUACUCAACCCAGGUCUGGCCUGAAGCGGUCUCCCUCCAAGGUCGACUUAGAUGACACGCCUACUCAUCCCAAGUCCAGCCUGAAGCGGCUUCCCUCCAAGGUCAACCUGGAGAACACUCCAAGCCAGCCUAAGUCAAGCCUCAAGCGAUCUCCUUCCAAGGCAAACCUGGAUGACACUCCUACCCAUCCAAAGUCAAUCCUCAAGCAGCCUUCUAAGCUCAACUUGGGCAUACCCGGAACACCCAGCCAGCAAAAGUCGAGCCUCAAGCGAUCUCCGUCCAAGGCUAACCUGGACGACACGGACUCCAGCGACUCCAAAAAAGCUUCCUUUGGUUCUCGGCCCAGGGCUCGUCUCUUCGCCCUUAUCGAGCCUCCCUCUUCCGUCAAGCGAGUGCGACAGCGCUUCGAGGACGACGCCUCCACGGCUCGACCGGUUUCCCGGGAUGGCAGCUCUCUGCCGCGUCCCAAGUCGAGCGAAAAUGACGCGCCUGCCGGUCUUCGAUCUCAACCAAGCCUGGCAUCCCUAACGAGUCCCACCUCUUCGUCGCUGGCUCGCGCUGCCGGCAGCAAAAUGCCUCUCCCUGGGACGCUGACCAAGUCAGCUAGCAAGCCCGACUUGGGAAGUCUUGUCAAGUCACCCUCGAAGCCUGAACUUGGAAAUCUCAAGAAGUCGCCUUCCAAGCCCGAACUGGGUGGUCUCACAAAGUCUGUCACAACCAACAACCUCGCUGCGUUUGAGAAGACGGCCGAGCUGAAACGCCGGAUUGUGAGCCCAGGUCGAUUUGAAAGAGUCAAGUCGAUCCUGCGCGGCGGCAAGGGGGCUUUGGACAAGACGAAGAGUGCCAUUCCCAAACCCGCUUCUGGCGUCUCCCAAACCCCCGCACCGCAAGUUGCAGAGAAAGCACCGCAAGCCGUUCCGUUCACCACGCCGCGCAGGAAGCUAUUUAAGAGAGUUGAUUUCACGCCGGACACUGGUCGGACCGCCAUCGCCGCUCCUAACACGGUCGCGCACCGGGCUUUUGCCAGCCUAAAUCCUCUCCACAAGCAGGAGGAGGUUCAAUACCCAAGCCUCGAUGCCAUGCUUGGAAACGUGACCCAUCGGAAAGAGGACGACGGUCUCUAUCCCGACUUGAGCGUCGGCAGCCCGUCCGAAAAGGCGAGCGAGAAGGUCACUGGCAACGCAACUGAGGGCAACAACGAGCUGCCCCCAACCAUUCCUGGCACGUUCACUUUCCGCAGCGACCACACGAUUCGGUUUGGUAGCGCCUCGCCCACUAGUUUCGGAUCGUCUGCUGGACAGGCUAGCGUCCGCCAUGUGCGGACUUCACUGGACAUGCCGGGUAACUUCCCGACCGGCACUGAGUUCGGUUCCAACAAGGAGAACAGGUCACCCAUGCAACUCCUUGCUGGCAAGCCCCACGGCAUGCCCAACAAGAAGCGCGCUCGCGCUCGUGAAGAAGAAGGAGAUCUCGAGGAGAACACGGCUGAGAGAGCCGGAAAACGACGAAAGGCUGAGCCAGUGCCCGAAGGAGAUGCUCUCCUCGCUCCCAGGUUGACGGGAGCGACCCCACGCACUGUGAGUAAGAAGACUCAGGGUUUUCGGGCUAUCCAGUCGCCGAGCCCAGCGAAGCGAGCCGGUAUGAGCCUGAGUCGGCUCAACAUGCUUGCGAAGCCGAAGAUGCGACGUUGAACAGUCUACGAAAAUGAUGGCUCGACAGGAUGAUGAAGCCACAUGUUGCUUCGCUCUGCGAUGCCAGGUUUUGAAACUGCUGCCCUGUAUAACAUGACGACGAAGGCGGAUUUCUGGAGAGUUGGCCGCACGCAGUCAGUACAUCGGAUAAAAUUAACUGAUGACCGUCGGCAGUAUGUGGUAGCAGGAUGGGUAUAUGACAGGCGUAAAUAUGAUUUCUUGCCUUGGCGGAUGGAUUGAAUAGCUUGGGCCACGGGGGGGUUGCAUGGGGAAAGAAAGGGUUUGGUCCUGGCGUCGUGUUUUCUUUACUCUGUACAAUAUCGAUGGAAGUCGGCAAACGGUCUGUCCUUGUUUAGGUCUCUGUCAGGUUCUUAGCUCAUCUGAGCUUUUAGGUCUUCAAAAGUUGCAUGUCAACAACAUAC
This is a messenger RNA of Colletotrichum destructivum, 3739 nucleotides long. RefSeq lists its product as uncharacterized. The record is from RefSeq and is a predicted model, not a curated record. The transcript is spliced from 2 exons. The coding region runs from base 948 to 3317 and encodes 789 amino acids. Lineage: Eukaryota; Fungi; Ascomycota; Sordariomycetes; Glomerellales; Glomerellaceae.